This is a messenger RNA of Merops nubicus (carmine bee-eater), 288 nucleotides long. RefSeq names its product interleukin-8-like. Bases 1 to 288 code for a protein of 95 amino acids. The record is from RefSeq and is a predicted model, not a curated record. Gene Ontology annotation, molecular function: CXCR chemokine receptor binding; chemokine activity. Gene Ontology annotation, biological process: chemokine-mediated signaling pathway; inflammatory response; antimicrobial humoral immune response mediated by antimicrobial peptide. Lineage: Eukaryota; Metazoa; Chordata; Aves; Coraciiformes; Meropidae. The transcript has 3 exons. Gene Ontology annotation, cellular component: extracellular region.
AUGACAGGCAAGGCUGUGGCUGCUCUCCUGACUCUUCUCCUCCUCUUCGCAGCUGGGACAAGAGGCAAGGCCCUGCCACGCUCAGCCAUUGAGCUCCGGUGCCAGUGCAUAGGCACCCAUUCCAAGUUCAUCCAUCCCAAGUUCAUAGAGAAUGUGAACCUCACUCCCAGCGGACCUCACUGCAAAAAUGUUGAAGUCAUAGCUACUCUGAGAGACGGCAGAGAAGUGUGCCUGGAGCCUACGGCUCCCUGGGUGAAGCUGAUCAUCAAGGCAAUUCUGGACAAGUGA